AUGAUCCCGCGCAUCCUUUGGCACAUGGGGGCUGGCAUCCUGCGCCGGAAGCUUUCGCCUCAGCCGCCGGGUGCGCUACUCAGGUACCCCGGCGUUUGGAAGACGCGCGCGUCGCUGAAGGACUGCAACUUCACGGGCACGCUGCGGGAAAACGCUUACUACCGGAGCAUGGAGCUGGCCAUUUGGUAUGGAUGCGGCGUGCAGGGCAUUCUGCACGCCUGCGCGCGUAACCGCUGGUACUUCGUCUUCGGCUCGCAGGGCAUCCGCCACUUUAAGGACAUCAAGCUCUUCCAGCGCUACGAGGUGCACACGCGCAAUGUGUACUGGGACGACGACUGGCUCUUCCUGCUGGCGCAGUUUAAGUGCCCCGAUACGGGAGAGAUCUUCGCCGAGGGUCUGUCGCGCUGCAUGCUGCGCCACGGCAGGGAUCGAGUGGACUCGAGGCAGCUGUACAAGGAAAUGGGCGUGGACGGCUUACCCCACGAACACGAAAUGCCCGAAGUUAUCCAGAAGUUUCUGCAAUGGGACGCCGCGACGGAGGUCGACAUGAAGGAGACGGCGGAGGUCAAUGCCAUGGCCUACGAUUCCAGUCACAAGCCCAGUUUGAUGUCAGCUCACUCGAUGAAUCUGCCUUUUCAGGGCCAUGUUCAUGGACAUGGAUACCACGUGAAGGAGGACUCGAUGAGAUGCGGCAGGAAAACAUGA
This is a messenger RNA of Phytophthora sojae, 705 nucleotides long. RefSeq lists its product as hypothetical. The transcript has a single exon. The coding region runs from base 1 to 705 and encodes 234 amino acids. NCBI's taxonomy places the organism in Eukaryota, Oomycota, Peronosporomycetes, Peronosporales, Peronosporaceae. The record is from RefSeq and is a predicted model, not a curated record.